AUGGACAACUUUUUCAAUUUGCUUCUUAAUAAAGUAACAUAUCAUCUUGAUCAUCCGCCAUUGAGAAAUCUGAAGUACUGCUGCUUUGUCACCAAAGUACAGCUCCUCUGUAUCUCCGGCAUCUCCGUCACUGUCCUCAACACCGGCCACAUCCAACGAAACCUCCUCUGUCACACCAAUGUCUUGUCCCGAUUCAGCCGCUACCCCAAUUUCCGUUUUCAGACCAUCUCCGACGGACUCCCCGACGACCAUCCUCGUUCCACCGCACGCUACAACGAGGUGUUUGAAGGAAUGAAAACUGUGACCGAACCAGCUUUCAGAGAAAUGAUGGUUUCUGGAUGCUUCAGUUCCAAAUCCGAUUCUUCGGUGACUGUUGUAAUACCCGACAGAUUCUUUUCAUUUGCACUUGAUGUCGCGGAAGAGAUACAGAUUCCUUUGAUUUAUUUCGAAACGGUGAGUCCUUGCGCUCUCUGGACGUACUUGUGUCUUCCUAAGCUCAUCGGAGCCGGCGAGGUCCCUUUCAACGGUAUCGAUUUGGAUGUGUUGAUAAAGAACAUCCCCAGAACAGAAACUUUCCUCCGGUGCCGGGAUCUUCCAGGUUUCUAUCGUUACGAUAACCUAACCAAUCCCGUUAUGCAAAUCAUAAAGAACAAAGCUCGACAAGUUCCUCGAGCUCAUGGUGUCAUACUCAACACAUUCGAAGCUCUGGACGCAUCCAUACUCGAUCAAAUCCGCAGUCUUUGCCCAAACAUAUACUGCAUAGGCCCAUUACACACUCUGCUCAAAUCCGUUAUUUUCGGUUAA
Molecule: messenger RNA, 804 nt
Organism: Lactuca virosa
Lineage: Eukaryota; Viridiplantae; Streptophyta; Magnoliopsida; Asterales; Asteraceae
Source: the annotation of a GenBank genome assembly